This is a messenger RNA of Rhipicephalus microplus (southern cattle tick), 6241 nucleotides long. Its product is annotated as solute carrier organic anion transporter family member 74D. The record is from RefSeq and is a predicted model, not a curated record. Gene Ontology annotation, cellular component: basolateral plasma membrane. Gene Ontology annotation, biological process: sodium-independent organic anion transport; transmembrane transport. Gene Ontology annotation, molecular function: protein binding. Lineage: Eukaryota; Metazoa; Arthropoda; Arachnida; Ixodida; Ixodidae.
AUGACAUCGGCGCCGGCCGACGCACUUGAGUUCCUCCGGCGGGCAACAACUCUCGCCGGUCUGCAGCAGGCAGCGAGCUGCCGCCGCACCACGCCACGCUGCUACAGGACCGCGCAUAGAAGACCUCCCGCGAUGAACGCGAACACCCAGGCGCUGCGGCGGCCGACGGAGCAGCGCCUCUAGGGACGACCAGAGACGACUUCGUUUUCGCGCGGUGGGCGCCCUGUGUGCGUGCGUGCGGAUUAUACAAUAAUUUGCCCCCCUUCCCCUUUUACACUCAGGCCCUCCUGUCUCGACGCGUCGGCUCCGUGACACCCAGUGGCUGACCUUGUUUUUCGGUUGUUUUUUCGUUUAUUUGUGUCGCAAUUUCGUCAUUUUUUCCGCGUAUCUGCGCGGCAUCCCCCACUACUCCGACGCUGUCUGUCUCGCUGGAUUUACUGUGCCUCCAGCCAACUUGCCACUCAUCCUGUGUGCGCCGAAACUGGAUACGCAAACUGAACGCGUGUGUGUGUGCGGCCUUUUAGAGUUCUGAACGAGAUCUGCGUGGCUCGCGACUGCAGCUUUGUUAUUUUUUUUUUUACGCCGAUAACGGGGGCAGGAUUGGUUGGCCACACUGUGUGCACUUCUAUUGGAGCUUCUAAUUUAUUUUGGAACUCGUGCUUUUGGACGUCGGCGUCUACAGUAUUGAUCUGACGUGAGAGCAGCGGCGGCAGCAGUGGCGGCGGCGGCGGCAGCGCGCCUGCAGUACCGCUCUUAACGGUGACUAUGACGUAACCGGGCCCAAACGGUGCUCCCCAGAUACCGACGGCCUCAUCUGAGGCGGCAAUGGCGGGCGACGACCAAGCGCGGCAGCGCACCACGAAUGGGUGCGGUGGCGGCGGCGGCGUCGACGACUCCAGCAAGCUCAAGAACGGCAACGGUCUCCUUCUGCCGCAGUCCAACGGCAGCAACCACCACAAAGGUCUCAAUGGUGGCCUUGACGCACUAAAUUGCAAAGUCCUGCAGCCUGUACAUCCUGAAGAGGACCCGGAUUCCAUAUGCGGCCUCUGGUUCUUCAAACCGAGAUGGCUGCAGCGGUUUGCGAACAAAAAGGCGUUCCUAGCUGUGUUCUGCCUGACAAGCGUGCUGCAGGGCAUGUACUACACGUACUUCGUAAGCGUGCUGACAACCAUCGAGAAGCUGUAUCAGAUCCCGAGCAAGACCACGGGCAUUAUCAUGUCGGCCACCGAGAUCGGCCAGAUCGGCGGCGCGCUACUCCUUACGUACUACGGGGGCCAGGGGCACCGGCCCAAGUGGAUUGCCUGCGGCAUGCUGGUGUUUGCCGUUGCCUCCAUCUUGUGUGCCACGCCGCACUUCAUCUUCAUUGACGACUCGCUCCUGGUGACAUCGCAAGCCAGGGUCCGAAGUUCCCAAAAUGCCACCAUUGACUCACAGCGGGCCAAGCUGUGUCAGGCGCUCGACCAUGCCGCGCCUGCCUCUCCACUGCCAGGCAACAUGAGCUCACCGUACAUCAUCGAUGGAGUGUUGGCGACAACAUCCAACCUCUUGAAUGAUGGCGAGGGAGCUGGUGGCCCUGUGGCAGACGCGUUGAGACAGACAGCUCCCAUUUGUGACGUCUCAACGCGGCCGCUCACCCAGAAUCGCAUCACGCAUGUGGUGCUUUCCGUGUUCUUCAUCAGCCUGCUCUUCAUCGGCAUUGGUGCCACAGCCGUCUACACGCUCGGCAUACCAUACAUUGAUGAUAAUGUCGCCAACCGAGAGUCUCCGCUCUAUUUUGGUAUCACGAUAGGUGUCAGGAUAUUUGGUCCUGUGUUCGGCUUCCUUCUUGGCUCUUAUUGUACGAGUGUCUAUGUCAACUUUCCAUUUGAGACGUCAAACCUGUCUCCCGGCAACCCGCAUUGGGUGGGCGCUUGGUGGCUUGGCGUGUUCAUCGUGGGCGCGGCACUCAUCGUUACGGCUCUGCCCAUGAUGGCGUUCCCGCGCAACCUGCCACAGCGGCGGUCCUCGCAACGGGUGCCACGGCCCGCCCUGGACCGCAACGGUGCCAUCUGCCCCAAGCACCAGCUCCAGCAGAAGGUGCCGCUCAUCAGCUCGCCGCCAGCAUCGCCGUCAGGGGCCAAAAAGGCCCUCAAAGACAAGCCGACGCUCAGAGACUUCCCCACAGCCAUUCGGCGCCUCCUGAAGAACGAGAUUCUGCUGUACCGCACGGCCAGCAGCGUCCUUCACAUCUUGCCAAUCGCCGGCCUCUACACUUUUCUCCCGAAGUACUUGGAAAGCCAGUUUCGGCUUACCGAGACCAAGGCCAACAUGAUCACGGGGUUUGCUGGUAUUCUCGUCAUGGGUGUGGGCAUUUUUGCCAGCGGGACGUUCAUGCGCAAGUACAAGCCGAACGCCCGCUUUGUUGCCAAAUGGAUAGCAUUCACUGCCCUGGCGUACUCCAUCGGCAUGGUCAUCCUUAUGUGGGUGGGCUGCCCUCUUGGAGACUACGUCGGCCUCAAUUCUGAACACAGGGACGUAGAUUUUCUACCUCCAGCAUGCAACAGCACCUCGUGCGAGUGCAAGUCUGGGCUUUUUUCCCCAGUGUGCCAUGAUAGUGUGACCUACUUGUCUCCGUGCUUGGCUGGCUGCUCACAAGUCUCCGGCAGUAAUCAGCAGCCAACAUUUAGCGACUGCCAUUGCACAGGAACCAACGAAACAAUUGUGAAUGGGUUCUGCUCUCUCGAAUGCAACACCCUUACUUGGUACAUUGUCAUCUUCUCAGUUUUCGUACUCAUACACUCAACGUCCGAAGUUGGGUCCAUGCUGCUGACUCUUAGGUGUGUAGAAUCACAUGACAAGGCCCUUGCAUUGGGAUUGAUCCAGUUUGCCAUUGGACUGUUUGGGAAUGUGCCUUGUCCCAUCAUCUACGGCGCAGUCGUCGACUCUGCCUGCCUCUUCUGGGAGGACAACUGCGGGGAGCCUGGGGCAUGCCGCGUCUACGACCCGGCCAAGUUUCGUAUGGUGUUCCACGGUGUCACUGCUGUCAUCAUGUUUGUCGCGUUCCUUGUGGAUGCUGUCGUUUGGUACAAGGCCAGCUCCAUCCACAUCCACGAAGAGGAAGAGGCCAAAGACGUCGCCGUUGUGGCGGCAGCAAACGACGUGGCUUCCUCGUCUCCGCAAGUCCCAACGGCGCACGCUGAAACCGAGUCGUGUGUGGAGGAUUCCCAGAGCGCCGGCUGCUCAUGGUACGGUGCUGGUGGCGGCGUGCUGCCGCGAUCCGCUUUGCGCCAGCGACCGCUGGGCAACUUCCUUCAGCGUCGGGCACCCACGGCCAGGGACGCGUUUCCGGAGACCGAGAUCAUGUUUCCGCUGCUGCCUGACAGUCGGAUGGACACCUGGAGUGGCCGUUACACUCUGGACAGCCCUCCGGACACCCUGCAGCGCCGUUCGGCCAACAGCCGGGCGCAGGGUCCCAGCAGCUCGGCAGCGCGCGGCAGGAUCCUCCGUGAUGGCGGCAGUGCCCGCCAGGCCAGUCAGCGGCUUUACGCGACGCGCGACGGUAGACCCGCCAGAAGCGUGUCCAGCGGGUUCUUCAAGCGGAUCUUUCGGGGAGCGCCGAGGAAGUACUCGGUGCCGCCCGAGCCGAAAGACACCUCCCCGGAGCUUAGCUUCAGCGAAGUGAUGAUGCGCUACCACCAGCAGUCGCCCGACUCUGGCAACUCUUUCGGCUCGGCCACUAAGAAGUCGACGUCGGAGCGCAAGACGAUGCCCGAAGUGGUUCCCGCAGCACCCCCACCGGCGCACAGGAAGAAGCGAUUCACCGCGCAUGAAAGAAAGAUGGUGUUCGUGAAGAUCCUACAGGACGCCCUCAGCAACCCCGACGCGUGUCCCAACAGCGCCCUGAUGGUGACGCCCGACGUGGAGAGUGGUUGGUUCCUGGUGUCCUACCACGUUUGGGUGAAACACGAUCACCAGCCGCUCAAGGACGCGGUGGCCGCCAAGCGCUUUCCCAAGCAGGGCGCCACCUACUUCGUGCACGGCGGCACGGGCAGAGCUCACAUGCAGCAGGAGGCAAACAACGGGGCGCCGGGGGCCCAACCACCCGUAGCCGAAGCGCUGCUCGUGGACAAGCAGGACAACGCAGACGGAGACGACGGGAAUGGCAACGUCGAAUGCGCCAUCGGCAAGUUCCGCGUGCCCCUGUUACGACGUCUGGUCACUCCGAGAUGCUUCCUGCUCCUCUUCUGCAUCCUGGGAAUCCUGCAGGGAGCCUACAGGACGUACUUCAUCGGCGUCCAGUCGACGGUGGAGCGGCGCUUCGCGAUUCCCUCCAAGGCGAUGGGUUUGGUCCUCACGGCCGAGAACAUCAGCCCCGUGCUGGCCGUCAUCGCCGGCUACUACAGCGGCGGCGAGAACUACAACCAACCGCUGUGGCUCGUGUUCGGCAUGCUAACGGUGGUGCUGAGCUGCGGCCUUUGCGUGCUGCCGCACUUCGUGUUCGGUCCGGGCCUCCCGCUGGCGUUGUCCCGCAUGGUCCAGCCCGGCCAGGAGACGGCCUCCGGACUCCUUCGUGGAGGCGGUGGCGUCACCUCGCUGUGCGGGCAGUCGAGGGACGACAAGGACUGCCUGUCCAACAUCAACCUGGAGGGUGACGUCACCAUCUUCAUCAUGUUCAUUGCCAACCUGCUGAACGGCUUCGGUUCGGCCACGUUUUACGUCAUCGGCAUGACAUUCAUGGACGACAACGUCAGAAGGAAAAAUUCGCCGAUGUAUUUUGGCACGAUGUUUGCGCUUCGCCUGUUUGGGCCUUCCAUGGGUUUCUUCUUGGCUUCUUAUUGCCUGUCCCACUACGAGAUACCUUACGUGGACCCGGGGAUAAUGAAGAAGGAUCCUCGCUGGAUCGGUGCUUGGUGGCUGGGCUACGCCUUCAUCGGUGUGCUGGUCAUCGUCUUCUCGAUGCCCAUGCUGCUUUUUCCCAGGAAGUUGUGGAAGAGCAGGAUGGCCGGCGUCGACCACAGGGUCAGCCUAGCCUCCGGCACGGCGACCGUUGACGCUGUAGAGCUUAAAGAAGUUGUGAAGAGACUUCUGUGCAGCCCGUUGUUCGUCUGUCACGCUGCGGCUCUCGUGUUCACCGUGAACGGGCUCAUGGGAUUCUUGCUUGCCACGCCCAAGUACAUGGAGACGCAGUACAGGCGCUCGGCAGCUACGGCCAGUCUUUUCUCAGGUUCGGCCUCCCUUGUAACCAUGCUGCUGGCAGUUUUGUUCAGCGGCGCAGUGGCGCGGAGGCUUAAGCCAGGCGCCGGCAUAGUGUCAGUCUACAUCUUGGUGGUCGACGUGCUACUGCUCGCCUGCUUCGCCUCCUCUCUGCUUCUUGGUUGCCAGCAGCUGAACAUGGCCGGAACGCCACUGCCCAAUGGCGAACUGAACCUAGUCAACGAGUGCAACUCCCGGUGUUCCUGUAGCACAGAUUUGUUCGAGCCCGUGUGUGGACCGGACGAGGAGACCAACUACUUCUCGCCUUGCUUCGCCGGAUGCCACAAUUUCAACGGAUCGGACAGCAAACAACUGCUGGACUGCCAGUGUCUGGUUGGACCAGAAAGCACCACCUACACGCACAAUGCGAGCGCGGGAUUCUGCUUCAAUGAGUGCACCAUGUUCGUGCCUUUCGUGGCAGUGCUUGGCUUGGCGAGGAUGGUCUUCGCUACCUCCAAGGCGGGCAGCGUUCUCAUCGGCAUCAGGCCUAGCUGCCUGCACCCGAGAGAAGAGAAAAUCGCCAUUGCGGUUCUGCUCACACUGGGCUUAAUUUUUGGUUUCAUCCCGUACCCGGUCAUCUACGGUGCCAUCAUGGACACGUCGUGUCUCGUCUGGGAAGUGAACUGCGGCGCGCGCGGCAACUGCUGGCUCUACGAUGCGGCCACCUUCCGCUACCUGUUGCACGGCGUCUCCAUGGGCUUCAUCGCGCUCGGCGCGCUCUUCAGCCUCGCCGUGUACGUGUUCGGUCGCCACUCGUGCCAGCUGCGGGUCGACCAGGACAGCGCAGACGAGGACGAGGACGUGGUCUUCAUGCGUCACAUCGGACACCCCGGCAUAACGCACUCCACGUGACUCUGCGUUCGUAGUGCCCGCGCAUGCGCGUUGUUUCCGCAACUUGACCCUCCUGGAGGAGCUCGUCUUGCUUCGUAUCUCGAACCACAAAGCUGGCUUUGCACGCCCACGGGUUACGGCUGGACUGCACGUGACGUCAUUGGCAUGUUUACAAGAG